AGUGCAUAGACAAAUUUAAGAUUCUUCUGCAACGAAAACUUCCGCUUUAACCAUCAUUCAGGAGUCCAUCAGCAGCAUGACGCAGGUUGCUCGAUUGGGAAAAGAGGUGGUCAGUUAUGUUCUAGGACCAUCGGAAGAAGUGUCGAGAACAGGCAAGAGCAGUACUGCAAACAACAAUCUAAGCUCUUAUGCUGCCCUUCUUGCGUUGAAUAAUCCUAAUGCAUCAGCACCUGUUGGAACCCUUAGAGGAUUGGUCCAAUCGCCAAGUGGGUCUUCCUGGACAACUGCAACUUCACAAGAUGGAUCAUCGACUUUAAUGAUUCAUGCAGAUCGUCAAAGGCCCGUCAUUCACGUACAUGUACAUCAAAGCGCUUCCGGAUCUGCUUCAAGUUCAACAACAUGUCCGUUAACCGCUCGUUUACAUCCACCAGAGUCUACAUGUGCUCUUGCUAUCUCGCCCGAUGGUGCACUACUGGCUGCAGGAUCUAUCUCUGGUCGAUUGUACGUAUGGCAUCUGGCAUCCGGUCACCUAUUAGCAUCUUUGGACGCUCACUUUAGAGCUGUGUCUUGUCUCCAAUGGACUGCUGAUGGUCGAGCUCUAGUCUCUGCAAGUGAAGAUGCCCGAAUCAUAGUAUGGAGCAAAGAAGGUUUACUGGACAGUACUUCUGGAUCUCUUGAUGGUGCAGCAGCACUAGAAUCAAACGCUCGUCCAUCGCCGUUCGCAAUUCUAGCCGAUCAUGUUGAAGGAAUAACGUCUAUCGCUUUAUCCUCUUCAUCUCGUUCGGCAAUCGCAUCUUUUCCUUCGCUCAGAAUAUUCUCAGCAUCAAAGGAUGGAAGUGUGAAGUUGUGGGACGUUCGAACGCGAUCUUUGGUUGCAACAUGGACGUUCAACGGACCUGUGAUGAAACUUGUUUCGGAUGUUGGAUUCCGUUCAUUCUUUGUUAUCGUCAGAGGUAGAGCAGUUGUACACAACAGUAAGAAAAAGACUGGAAAAGCAAAAGAAGCAGAUUUGGACGAGGAUAUGGAUGAUGAAGAUGGACAGGAGUAUGAUUGGGUACGUCGUAUUGAUUUGUUUGGCGGUAAUGCCCCAGAUCCAACUUCAAAGGGUAGCGGCUCGACUGCGUCUUUGUUCCGCAUUGAAGAUGCACCUCAAUCACUGGUCUACAGAGCCAAUGCAGAUGUCAAACUUACCGCUCUGGCGAUCUCCCUGAGCGGUAGCCAUCUAUUGGUCGGGACGUCAGAUACACAGCUCCUAUCGAUCGAUAUUGCGUCAUCUGUCGUCAUUAGAACAACUCCUUUGGUUGUUGCCGGUCAAACGGGCAUAGCAAAAGCAAGCGGAGGUAGUGCAGGUACAGCUGUUUUGGGACUUUCUACUUUCUUGAUCGAAGAUACGAAUUCACUUUUACAGGGCGUAUCAAUGCGAACAAAAGGAGGUGCUUAUGGGCGUUCAGGAGAUGCACCUUAUUGGAAAGUUGCUGAGAAGCUGGAUAGAACGAUUUUACCUACUGCAAAGAGUAAUGAAGCGGCAUCCGAUGUGACAUUCUUGAUGCGAUUAGAGCGUAAUGAUGUCUGUCAAAUCGUCAAAGAUCUUGCUCCGCCUUCUUUGCGCGAGGCUGAACUUGAAAUGGCUGACGGUCUUGCUUAUGGACAAACGAAUCAGACAAAUGGCGCCUCUGUGACAAAUGCAGAAGAGAUGCAAAAAGCCCAAGAUCGAAUUGCUGAGUUGGAAAAUUACAAUGUCAAAUUGAACGAAUUGCUUAAACGUGCACAAAAGACCAAUGCAGGUUUAUGGGAGCGUGUCGUGCAAGAUUCUGUGUAACAGAAAACCUCUGAUAGAGUUUUGUGGGAAAACGAUCAUGUAUUUAUAGAAAGCAUACGGCAUUAAUGAAAACAAUUGGUGUACGUGUACGAAAGAGAGAGAGAG
Messenger RNA from Meira miltonrushii, 1924 nucleotides. Its product is annotated as WD40 repeat-like protein. The transcript has a single exon. The record is from RefSeq and is a predicted model, not a curated record. Gene Ontology annotation, biological process: DNA-templated DNA replication; rRNA processing. NCBI's taxonomy places the organism in Eukaryota, Fungi, Basidiomycota, Exobasidiomycetes, Exobasidiales, Brachybasidiaceae. Gene Ontology annotation, cellular component: nuclear pre-replicative complex. Gene Ontology annotation, molecular function: protein binding. Bases 77 to 1819 code for a protein of 580 amino acids.